GCGGCGGCCCCUCCCCCUGGCCGGGCCCGGUCUGGGCUCCGGACACUGGACACGUGGCUGCGGCCCGGCCUCCGGACAGUGGGAGACAAACAGGAAGAAGUGGAAAUCCUCAGCAGUCUUCGCACAAGUAUCGUCUUCCCCUCGCUCACUCGAGUGGAGACUGAGUAGCUUUGCAAGCAUGACUGGCCAGAAAUACAAGACUCGAACCAUCGAGGAAAAAUACAAGAUUAUAAAAUAUGUGGAGGAGCACCCUGAAAAGAUGAAGAAAGCAGUGGCGCAAAAAUUUAACAUCCCUCCCGCCACCCUCUCAACCUUCCUGAAAAACAAGGAGAGAAUCGCCGCUGACCACCAGCAGAACUUUUCAAGCCGGAGAAAACGAAUGCGAACUUCAGCCUGUCCCAAUGUUGAAUCAGCUUUGCUGGGCUGGUUCAAGCAGGUGAGAGCGGCUCACCGCCCUACUCCCUCCGACCUCAUCCUGCUGGAGAAGGCAAACAAGUUGGCCAAAGAAUUUGGAAUUGACUCUGUUUCAGCAUCGUGGAUCAGCCGCUUCAAAAGCCGGCAUGCAAUUAAGUCCAGGUCAGGACAUGAUGGGGUGAGCGAGGAUCCUAGCGGUGGUAAGGAAGUCGGCAAGACCGGUUUGUCAGGAGACACUAAAAUUGCUGCUGCGACUAAGAAUGAGCAAGAAACAGAAGCUAAUGGAUCCAGUGAGCAGGCACUGGCAGAUACACCAGCCCCCACCAUGGCCAUGGCUUCCAGCUCUGUGCAGUUGCUGAGGAAGUGGCUAGCAACUAAGCCAGCAGUCCCGAUGGAACUUUUCUCUGCACUGAAUCAAAUUGAGACCUUUGUGGAGGAAUGUGCACUGAGAAAGAAGCAAAAAACAAGGGCAGAGAAAUUUACAAAAUGACUUUACUUUGCAUUGCUUUGCAUCUCAAAUUUUAUUCAAGUGAAUUUCAGUUGUGGCUUUGAAUUUUUCGCAGAAUCACAGAAUUGUUACCUCAGAGAAGGAGGCCAUUCGAUGUGUUGUGUCUACACCAGCUCUCCAAAUGAGCAAUGUCAACCCUCUGCCUUCUCCCCAUAGCCCUGCACAUUCUUCCUUUUCAGAUAAUAAUCCAAUUCCCUCUUGAAUGCCUCAAUUGAACCUGUGUACUGGGAGAGAAGCAAAAACCAAGCACUUGACUCUACUUUGCACUGCUUCAUUUGUACAGUUUUGAAGCUUUAUUGAAGUGCAUUUCAGCAGUGACUUUGAUGUUUUCACAGAAUCAGUUUUGUGCAGUUCUUUUUAAAUGUUCUGCUGUAUAGUGCCAUUAAAAUUCCAUCAUUCACACCGCUGGAUAAUUCAACCUCUUUUCAAGAACAAAAAUGACAGAAUUAAGAUGAAUAUUCUAUUUAUGUGAAUUUCUGUCACUGAAAUAGGCCUUGUUUUAAAAUGGUUUGUAUUGUUCUGGCCCCAUCUCCAUUUAUGUUGGCACUCCUGUGCUAAGUUCAUUCUCUCCAUCUCCUUGCCUUUCUCAUUUUCCCCAAAUUACCUCCCUUUUGGACCCACUCAGACAGCACCUCCCCUUUAAUAUCCGUCAAACAGGAGGUACAAGUCUUGCAUCAUCCCAUCACUUUCCUACAAACCCUGACUCUAUACCGCCAUACGUGGUCAGACCUGACUUCACAUAAUUUAGCCUGACACUUUAAUGCAGUACUAUAGUUUGGGGGGGGGGUGCAGAAUGCUGUCUAAUAUAAAAGUCUUGAGGGGCUAAAUGGCCUUCUGUUAUGUUCCUAUGAUCAUCCUCUGAUUAUCACCAACUACUUUAUCAAUUCAGUGACUUUAAGCAGCCUUCACAUUUCUUAACUAUCACAGCCUUUUUCAGUCUGGUUCUAAUUUUGAAUCCACAUUCAGCGGUUUACCUUUAAGCAGUGCAUCUUGUUAUAUGGUUGUUGCAGUCCUAUAAAAGCUGCAGUUGUACCAGGCUCAAUCCAUGUUGAUUAAUAAAAGCUAAUCCAGAAAUUGGGUUUCUAUGCAAUUUGCCACAGUUGGAUAGGUACAAGUCCUGUACAGUACCUCUGCAGAUAUUGUGAAUAUUCUAAAAGGGAAGUAGCUUCACUCCAAGUACUGCUAAAGGGAGAUGGCCAAGUUCCAGCAAUUGGAAAAGAAAGAAAGACUGGCAUUUCUAUAGCGCCUUUCACAGCCUUAGGCUGUGGUAAAACUUAGCCAUUGAAUUGUGUUUCUAUCAAAUAAACAAACGCAUCUUUUGAUAUGUACAUACAAACAAACAUAUCUUUUGAUACUUUCCUUAAAUUUUCUAAUUCAUAGCUUUAGCCUGUCUCAGUAGGUUGGUUUCAGCUGGAGACUUGUACCUCAGAGCAGCUCCAUGAGUUUUCAAUCACAUCUGUGCAUUCUGGACAUAUGCAGUUUGUAGAAGUUCCCAAAGUGCAAUCUCUGCAUCAGUAGGAUUUGAAGGAUAGAAAGUUGCCAGCGUGUGUGGGUUAAAACUUUGCUGGAUUUAAAAUACUGGACUAAAGUUGUCGAUGACUUGCAAAACAUUAUUUUACACAAGGCUGGCAUUUAUUUCAGUUUUUAACUGUUUACACCCAAAUGUCAACUGUAGUAAUCAUGGUCUUUCUAUGAGCACAACAGUAAACUAGAGGGAUUCUUUAUCAUGAAUGAACUCUCUCUCUUCGCAAUCAUUUUUGAAGCUCAAGGAAUCAUAUAUAUAAAAGCUUUGAAAAGCAAAAAUAAAGGAUUUUAUGCAUUUCA
Molecule: messenger RNA, 2746 nt
Organism: Carcharodon carcharias (great white shark)
Lineage: Eukaryota; Metazoa; Chordata; Chondrichthyes; Lamniformes; Lamnidae
Product: major centromere autoantigen B-like
Exons: 2
Coding region: 179-904 (241 amino acids)
Cellular component (GO): nucleus
Molecular function (GO): DNA binding
Source: RefSeq, a predicted model, not a curated record